UGGUAUCUGAACCAUCUCGGCAACGUUCAAGGUCAGGUCGCCCUGUCCAUGUACGAGUGGACGGGGCGGGAGCGAACUCCAGGUGUUGGAUUGUUUGUGAAUGGAACCCACUGUGUCCAUUCACGAUCAGCUCGCAUUGUGACGUGGGUGGGGCGGAGGCGGAAAUGCGGAUAGUCCCGGGACACGCUGGCUUCGGGCGUUCAUAGUGCGCUACCGUGCUGCUCGAAACCUUAGCACAGUUUAACCACACUGCAAUCUGCAACGCGAGUAACUUUGCAGGACGGCAAAAUAAAAAAUAAUCGGAAUUUGUACGGGUAAUCAAUCUCUUUAUCGAUUGCUGGUUCACUUAGGAAAAGAGGGAAACAUUUUGCAUUGAAUUUUCAAUUCUCCUCAUCCCGUUUGCAAUCUGGUUUCACCAACAACUCACGUGGUGCAAAAGUAAACAGCCUUGAAGGAUAGGAUAAACUGCAUUUAUGGUUUGAUUGUUUAUAAAGUGUUUGCAACAGUUGUACACCACGUGUUUGUCGGAUUGUACAAGGGACAGCCGCGGAAUGACAAGAGUAGAUUGCAUCCUUUAAAGCGUGAUUUAUAUAUCACAUAAAACGACAAGAGGAAUCUGCAAGGGACUGAUUGACUGGUCCGGGCGUAAUGUCUGCAAUUGCAUACAUCGAUUACCUUGCCGCCGAGUGCCUGAUUUCUAUUUCCAGCCGCCCUGUGGUGCACCAGUCUGCUGGGCAGGGCUUGGCCGGAGAGGAGAGGAGAGAAGUCCGGGAGGGCUGUGGUUCCCUCCUGGGCAUGGCCAGGAUCCUGGCGGACCUGAGCAAGUGCAAUCCGCUGUCACCGGUGGGAUCCAGCCACGAUUCCUGCGCUCGGGAAGCGCAUUUUAUGCCCGCAAUUCCGUUCUGUGGCGCAACGGGCCAAGUGAAAGGUUUCUCCAGCCAACGGCACGAAUGUCCGUACAGUGGAUGCGCCAAAGUCUAUGGAAAAUCUUCCCACUUAAAGGCGCACUUGAGAGCGCACACAGGAGAGAGACCCUUUCCUUGUACGUGGUCCGGUUGCUGUAAAAAGUUUUCCCGUUCCGAUGAGCUAACACGGCACUACAGAACCCACACCGGCGAGAAGAAGUUCAAGUGCCCCUUGUGCGAGAAAUGUUUCAUGAGGAGCGACCACUUGACCAAACACGCCAGGCGGCACCCUGACUUCCAGUCCGGCAUGCUACAGAGAGCACGGAGGGGCACCGUCUCCUCCCUGGCUACAGUCCUCCAACCAGCAAGAUGCUGCUCGACACGCUGAGUUUCUCCAGUAGAUUGUUUGUUACUCCAGAUUCCAUCCUCUGCAGCCUUGUGUACCCAAGGAUCUUUCGAUGUUCUGCUUCCGGGCCACACGGCUUAUUUGCCUGCGACAGCUAAUUUCAAAGCAAAUAAUUUUAGAGACAGUUCUCCAGUCUCAGUCCAUCGAAGAGACGGACAGUUGCGAUACCCUCCAGAGGGAGCUGUACUGCAGUUUAAUUCCGAAUCAGUGCAAGCACCAGUGGAAAAGUCCACUGCAAGCCUGUGAGCAAAUCAACUACAUGAUGGAUUGAAGGAUAGAGCAUAGUAACAGGCUUUUCAGCUCACUACGCCCAUGGUGACCAUCGAUCACCCUUUCAUACUAGUUCUAUAUUAUUCCACGUUCACAUCCAUUCCCUACACUAUGAACAAUUUACAGAGGCCAAAUAACCUACAAACCUGCACGUCUUGAUGUGGGAGGAAACCGAAGCACCAAGAGGAAACACACACAGUCACAGGGAGAAUGUACAAACUCCAAACAGACAGCACCUGAGGUCAGGAUUGAACUCGGGUCUCUGGUGCUGUGCGGUAGCAGCUCUACCAUAUAAGAUGAGUAAUGUACAUUUGUCAUGAAUUUCAAAAUCCAGUUUGUUUUAAUUUUUAAUUAAACUUUCCAGUAUUGACCAG
Leucoraja erinaceus (little skate) is the source of this 1955-nucleotide messenger RNA. RefSeq names its product Kruppel-like factor 9 (gene klf9). The transcript has 3 exons. The coding region runs from base 649 to 1293 and encodes 214 amino acids. NCBI's taxonomy places the organism in Eukaryota, Metazoa, Chordata, Chondrichthyes, Rajiformes, Rajidae. The record is from RefSeq and is a predicted model, not a curated record. Gene Ontology annotation, biological process: regulation of transcription by RNA polymerase II. Gene Ontology annotation, molecular function: RNA polymerase II cis-regulatory region sequence-specific DNA binding; DNA-binding transcription factor activity, RNA polymerase II-specific.